This is a messenger RNA of Neomonachus schauinslandi (Hawaiian monk seal), 2583 nucleotides long. It is a transcript of the gene TMEM107, whose product is annotated as transmembrane protein 107. The record is from RefSeq and is a predicted model, not a curated record. Gene Ontology annotation, biological process: non-motile cilium assembly; protein localization to ciliary transition zone. NCBI's taxonomy places the organism in Eukaryota, Metazoa, Chordata, Mammalia, Carnivora, Phocidae. The transcript is spliced from 5 exons. The coding region runs from base 131 to 571 and encodes 146 amino acids. Gene Ontology annotation, cellular component: MKS complex.
GAGCGGGAAGGAGGCGUCCGUCGAAUUUCUGCUUGCCAGCCCGCGAGACUUCAAGAGUGGCCCUUCCUGAGCUUGCAGCUCCACAGAGCGCGGCCUCCGCUGCAGUCGGCACCCCUGCCCCCGGGGGACCAUGGGCCGGAUCUCGGGGCUCGUGCCCUCUCGCUUCCUGACGCUCCUGGCGCAUCUGGUGGUCGUCAUCACCUUGUUCUGGUCCCGGGACAGCAACAUCCAGGCCUGCCUGCCUCUCACGUUCACCCAGGAGGAGUAUGAGAAGCAGGACAUUCACCUCUUUCCUCUCUGCAGGCUGGUGGUAGCGCUCUCCGUCACUCUGGGCCUCUUUGCUGUGGAGCUGGCGGGUUUCUUCUCCGGAGUUUCCAUGUUCAACAGCACCCAGAGCCUCAUCUCCAUUGGGGCUCACUGUACGGCAUCUGUAACCCUGUCCUUUUUCAUAUUCGAGCGUUGGGAGUGCACCACGUACUGGUACAUUUUUGUCUUCUGCAGUGCCCUCCCAGCUAUCACCGAAAUGGCAUUAUUCGUCAGCGUCUUUGGGCUGAAAAAGAAACCUUUCUGAUACCUUCAUGAUGGGAGCAUAGGAUUGAAGGUUGGAGGAUCAAGGGACCACUCACCAUUUCCGGAACAAGAAAGGCUGUCUUCAGUCCUCCCCCUUACUGCAUUUGGUGGAGGAUGUCAGUGUUCCUGUUAGGGUAAUUAUCACGCGAGUCUGGGAUGAUCAGCGUUUUAUUUAGUGCUUUGUGAUAAAAUAUAUUUUAGAGUAAGAUCAAGACUUGCGAAACGUUUAGGGGAGAAUUGGUGUGGACAAACUACUAAAGAAACGGAAGGCUGUUUUCCAGCCUUGCAGACUGUAAGAUCCUAGGUUUCGCUUUUAUUUUGGUCAUUACGGUAGCGUCUGGCGGAAGGAAGUAGGCGGGGAUAUGUAAAUAACAAGUGCUGUCCGCCGUUAGGGUGCCAAGCUCGUGAGUGGGGCAUUCUGGGAGGGAUUAGUUUGUCUUUUUUUUCAGUCAGAUGGGCGGGGGAAAUGUUUUUUAAUAUCUGUAAAUACAUGUAGCAGUAGAAUGGAAGACCCUCGAUAACUUCAGUUGCUGGGGCUAGCGCGUUAUUUACUCACCCUAGACGAAAGCGGCAUCCUUCGCCCUGAGUAAGGAAUACGCAGAGUUGUGGGUUUAUCGUCAGGUGGGAUAAUCCUUACCUGUUCCUCCUUUGGGAGGGCAGAUCGGAACAUGAUGAUUGGAGUUCGGAUGAUGCGUGAUUAGCGUCUCUGUGUGGCUGGGACUUGCAACACCCCGGUCGCUCCUGUCUGAUUCUGCCUGACGAUCUGGCUUUUUGCGUGUGUGGAAACGGGUAGAUUUUGGUGUCCAAGUAUGGUGUAGUCGGGUUUAGGUGUUGUGCUGACGGCGUGUUGUGGGCGGGGGGGUUGCUGGUCAGCUGUGUAUCUGGGCACGGCUUUUAGGGCCACUUUGUCUGCUGCUAGGCAUUUACAUACAGAAGCUUUCCUUCGGGCGGGUGUCAGGUCUCCGCCGUUUGUGAGCUCCGCUCUCUCUCCUCCCUUUCCCCCCCUCUCGUCUUGGUUAACCGUAGAGAAUCGAUGUGUGUGUCUUUGUUCAUGUUUUUCCGUGGUUGGUGUUACGAACUUUUUCUGUCUGUCCGCAGCAAGAAGGGCCACCUGUUCAGAAACCGGGGUACAGUUUCCGGGGUGGGGGGUGAGAACCCCGGAGCUCUACUUGCAUGCUCGCGGAAGAAGUUACCGAAAUGCACUGUCGGGCGUGGUGCAGACGCGCCAGCCGUCUGGGGGGCUGCCCUGUCCCAGGAUGAGUGUUUUCAAAGCCCUAUUUCCUCGCGAAGGUUCAGCUAUGUGCGGUAAGGUUCUCUAUUUUUUUCAGCCCUAAAUAGUGGAGCCCAGGCCUUCCUAAGUAAGCAGAAGGCAUCCAAGGUGGUGUCUCGCACACCCAGACCCCUUCCCUACACGCCUGUCCCCUCAGCCCUUCGUCCUGAGCGUGUGUGCAGUAGGUGCUUACUGAGCACGGCGGUGGCUCCUGAGGGAGUCGUGGUGACUGGGAUCCACGCUCAGCCUCAGGCAUGGCGGAUACUGCGGCUCGUGAAGACGAGAAACACUUCCCCUGCGCCCGGGUACCGGAAUAGCACGUCGUGGGAAGUGCCCCAGGGGAGGACUGCGGAUGCUCGGGAGUGGAGACUACUUUGCCCAAGUGGGGGGCUGAGGUCCCGAGUGUGGCUGGAGCAGAGGUGGGGGGCAGAUUGCCGAAGCCGAGGACGGUGGACACUGCCGGCCGCGCUUACAGGCUGCUCAGGGAGGCCACCUCCCGCUGCAGUCCGGCUGUCACUCGCGCCCACUGGUGUGCUGCGAUGAUUUGGGAAAGCCGACUUUUUGUCUUUCGGAAACAUGGUGAGCUCUUGCACCACAGCUCUUAUCAGAAAUUAUGUAAACUCACAAAUAAAUUAUAUUUAGAAACAGAGGUAAUACGCAUUUAAAUAAAAUUAAAUUUAAAAAAACAGGUAAUACUCAAAGCUCAUUACUUCCUGAUUAUUUUUUUCUGCUUUUUUUUUAGU